Molecule: messenger RNA, 1116 nt
Organism: Hibiscus syriacus
Lineage: Eukaryota; Viridiplantae; Streptophyta; Magnoliopsida; Malvales; Malvaceae
Product: receptor-like protein 13
Exons: 1
Coding region: 166-1116 (316 amino acids)
Molecular function (GO): protein binding
Source: RefSeq, a predicted model, not a curated record
AUUCCGCUUUCCUUUGGUGAAUUGAAACAUUUAGAAAGGUUGGACUUGUCUAACAAUGGUUUCACCGGGGUUGUCCCUGUUAAUCUAACUCGAACUUCACCGCUAUGGUACUUGAAUCUGUCGAACAAUAGCUUGCACGGCAAGCCACUUCCCGGGAAUUGCAGUAUGCCGAAAUUGGCAUGGUUGCUGCUGCAACAUAAUCACUUUGUGGGGAAAUUUCCACCUUGCUUGACCAAUAGUUUGUCUUUGAGACUGAUCGAUGUGCGAGACAAUCAUCUCUCGGGAACCAUCUCGAAUCUGCCUGCUCUGAUGCAAUUAGGAGCGUUUCUCGUGAGACGAAAUCAAUUCUCGGGACAACUUCCCCGGCAAUUAUGUGAAAUGCAAAGAAUACAGUUGCUGGAUUUCUCAAACAACGGAUUCACAGGGAACAUUCCUUGCUGCCUACGUAACAACACAGUCUGGAAAAACAAGUUCCAAGCAAAUUCAUGGGUUCCUAUAGAUUUCACCACCAAAGGGCAAUCACUUUCGUACCAGGGAAUCCCUCUGACACUAAUGACUGGAAUCGAUUUCUCAGAGAAUACAUUGGUCGGGACAAUUCCACACGAGAUCAGUGAACUAUCGGAGCUGCAUUCUCUGAACCUGUCGAAUAAUCACUUAACAGGUCACAUUCCAACAUCUUUCGAAGCACUCGAGAACCUGGAGAGCUUGGAUCUUUCCCACAACAAUCUAACAGGACCAAUCCCUCCAGGAAUCACACAGAUUACUACCAUCGAAAAGUUUUCUGUAGCCUUCAACAAUCUCUCAGGAUUGAUCCCAUUUACUGCACAAUUUUUGACAUUCUCCGAAACGUACUUCUUAGGCAACCCGGAACUGUGCGGUGAAGUAGUAGAAAGAGAAUGUACUGGAAAUGAUGAUGGUGAUGGAGGAAAAGAAAAUUCCAUUGGAAAGGAAGAGGAGAGCUUGAUUGACAGGCCCUUGUUUUUCUAUGCAUUUGUGUUUAUAUCGUAUGCUGUGGGAUUCUGGGGUUUUAUUGCACCACUUUACAUGAGUGUAACCUGGAGGAGAAAAUACUUUGCCGCCAUUGAUGGAUGGAUUCAAUAUCUUUUCUGCAAGUAA